UACCGGCGCCGCCGGUUCCCACCCCACCCCGCCUCUCCAGUCUCUGCCUUGACCCUCCAACUCUUCCCACCUUCUUCGGGCUUCGCUUCAGCUCAGCUGAGUAGGGAGCUGCAAAGAUAUUUCCUUUCUUCUUUUCCGUCUGCCCCCCAACUGCUCCGCACUUUCCUUCUAUCCUUCCUUUCUCCCGAUCUGAGCAACACCCAGUCGCUCGCUCGAUUGAUCCCCACAGCCCCGAUCCUCGAGUGGUAAAGUAGCCAGAUCAGUCGGCGUUCUGCUUCCUGCUCAACCCAGAUUAGAUUUGCUUGUCUUGUUGUUGUGCUGGGGCGCUCGCUCCAAUUCGGUCAAGGUUUUCUACUCCUAGGUCUUCCUUGAUUUGUUGCCCUUUCUUGGCGUCUAGUUCAUCCGCCGCGGAGUAGCCCGAUUCACUUGUAGUUGUGUCCCCUUGCUCACGAGUUAUAGCCUUGACUUCAUUUCGUCUUCUUGGAGGCAAAUAAAGUUGUCCUUGUUGAGUUGGAGGAGAAGGGGGAUGCGACCACUCUUGUAUCCCCAUUUUUAAGCGGUAUAUGCUCGUCUCGGGGAUGAGAUACUUGUGAAUUUUACGGUCCAGUUCGCUGUGUCGAUGUCUCCUCUGGCUCUUCUGCUCUUCCUUCUCUGCUCGUCUCUGGCUUUGGCUUCCGGGUCCGAGCCAACCCUUUCAUGGACCUGUGGAGAUGAACAAGUUUCCAUCUUGGAGACCUCUGAUGGCCGUCAAAAUCUGUCCAUCAAUGGGGUUUUGGUGAAGGACCGUGCUCAAGGCUGCGACAGGCUCCGGUCCUACUUUGGGAGUGGUUGCCUCAGCUGCGAUGAGCGGUCGCAAUCCUGGAGGGGCGCGUGGAUGCGCUCCUGCAGCGAUGAUGGGAGUCAAUCUAGCUAUGUAACUUCAGCUCCAAACAUACCAAGGAGGCUUUUGAAGCAGUCGUCAGAGAAUGGCGCAAAAGCUGAAGAUGACCCUUGUGGGAACACGGGUCUACACGAAAAUAAACAUGAUGCCAAUGAUUCUUCCAAAAAAGAGGAUCCUUUGUUGGCUGUGCCUGGUGUGCUUCUCCUAUGCUGUGGUCUCAUGCUCCCAUGUUUUCAUGCCGAAAGAAAAGAAGGAAGAAGACAGAAUACUACAUCCAUUCAGCGCAAUGCUGUUGAAUCUCUUUCAUCCUUUGACGUAAGCACGUCAUCUGAUAAGAUCCCACCAACUCCACACCGAAUACCUCCAAGCCCAUCUAGAUUCGCACCGUCUCCGCAUAUUGCUCGAGUUGGAUCUGUUGACUUAAGUGUCCAGCAGAUUCUCAGGGCGACUCAGAAUUUCUCACAUUCAUUUAAAUUGGGCGAAGGAGGAUUUGGGACUGUCUACAGGGCUGUAUUGUCAGAUGGCCAGGUUGUUGCAGUCAAGAGAGCUAAAAAGGAUCAAUUUGCGGGUCCUAGUGACGAGUUCAGCAAUGAAGUAGAAUUGCUUGCUAAGAUUGACCACCGGAAUUUGGUGAGAUUACUGGGUUAUACUGACAAAGGAAAUGAGCGUAUUAUUAUCACUGAGUAUGUUCCAAAUGGCACUUUGAGAGAACAUCUUGAUGGCCAACAUGGCAGAACCCUGGAUUUUAAUCAACGGCUAGAAAUUGCGAUUGAUGUUGCUCACGCACUCACUUAUCUCCAUCUAUAUGCAGAGAAGACAAUAAUCCAUCGCGAUGUAAAGUCAUCAAACAUACUUCUGACAGACAGCUACCGGGCCAAGGUGUCGGACUUUGGGUUCGCUAGAAGUGGUCCUAGUGACACAGAGAAGACACACAUCUCCACGAAAGUGAAAGGAACUGCUGGCUACCUGGACCCUGAGUACCUAAGAACGUACCAGCUCACUCCUAAAAGUGAUGUCUUCUCUUUUGGCAUACUUCUUGUAGAAAUUAUUUCUGCCCGUCGACCCGUAGAGCUGAAGCGGGCUGCUGAAGAGAGGAUUACUAUCAGAUGGACUUUCAAGAAAUUCAAUGAAGGCAACAUGAGAGAGAUACUGGACCCGCUGCUGGAAGAUCGUGUGGACGAGGAGGUGCUGGAGAAGCUUCUGAGUUUGGCGUUCCAGUGCGCCGCUCCCACGCGGGAGGACCGUCCGACGAUGAAGGAGGUCGGGGAGCAGCUGUGGGAGAUCAGGAAAGAGUAUGGGAAGAGCGUCAGGAGAGUGUGAAAUCAUUUGCUCUUUAACCACGACCAGAGCAUACGCAAAUUCUUUGUAUGAACAUCCUGACGGUAACGUUUUGUGCUCACAAAAUGGAAUGCGCUCUUGAACAAUGUACAGACGAACCAGCGAUUUGUGUCUUCCUUCCUAACCACUUUGCAGUCUGGUUUCUCCGUGGACUUGUGGCCCCCUUACUGUAUGCGCAUGCCUUACAUUCCGUGUCUGAAAUUCCUCUCUGGAGUUUGUUCUUGAUUUAGAUGAACGAAAUGAAAUUUGAAUUUUUUCUGUACUGAAA
This is a messenger RNA of Aegilops tauschii subsp. strangulata, 2486 nucleotides long. RefSeq names its product calmodulin-binding receptor-like cytoplasmic kinase 3. Gene Ontology annotation, biological process: protein phosphorylation. The record is from RefSeq and is a predicted model, not a curated record. Gene Ontology annotation, molecular function: protein kinase activity; ATP binding. NCBI's taxonomy places the organism in Eukaryota, Viridiplantae, Streptophyta, Magnoliopsida, Poales, Poaceae.